Molecule: messenger RNA, 510 nt
Organism: Miscanthus lutarioriparius
Lineage: Eukaryota; Viridiplantae; Streptophyta; Magnoliopsida; Poales; Poaceae
Source: the annotation of a GenBank genome assembly
AUGGCGGAGGUUCGGGACGACCACGAUGGACGCCCACGCUGCUGGGCAGAAGCGACAGCUGCGGCCAAGCAACCUUCCCGCAUGGCCAUGGAGGUGGAGGGACUGAGCGCCACCAUGGGGGUAGAGCGGCCAAAAAAAUUUGAGCCUAUCACUAAGUGGGAGUUUGAUGUUGAAGGGCAGCCUGCAAACAAUAUAGAGGAGGAUGACGAUGAUUACCUUAGAAAUCCUUUACCAGAGAAUGAACAUGUUGGUGUUGAUGAGGAGAUCAUGUACUUGGACAUUGUACCUAUGAAUGUUGUAGAUGUGCCUGGAUGUUCUGAAAAAGGGAAGGAAAAAGCAGUGGUUGAGGAUGGCUCAGAGGAUGAGUCUGAGGAUGGCUCAGAGGAGGAGUUUGAGGAUGAGGAUGAAUUAGAGGCUGAUGAGGAUGAGCCAUAUAAAGAAAGGAACACCGAAAAAGAGGAAGAAGGUUACCAAAUCAUCAGAGAGUUCCAUUGUGCCAAUGGAGGAUGA